Helianthus annuus (common sunflower) is the source of this 1241-nucleotide messenger RNA. Its product is annotated as homeobox protein knotted-1-like 6. Lineage: Eukaryota; Viridiplantae; Streptophyta; Magnoliopsida; Asterales; Asteraceae. The coding region runs from base 212 to 1141 and encodes 309 amino acids. Gene Ontology annotation, cellular component: nucleus. Gene Ontology annotation, molecular function: DNA binding. The record is from RefSeq and is a predicted model, not a curated record. The transcript has 5 exons. Gene Ontology annotation, biological process: regulation of DNA-templated transcription.
UAUUUACUAAAUGACUGAAUCCUAUAUAUCUCUAUGCAAACGGUUUCUCUCUCCCUAUCUACUUCAUACAUCAAUCUCUACCGCAUCCAAAAGCAUAUAUCUCUAGCAAGCAAAAAUCUAAAUAUCAUGUCCACUCACAUAUAUACAUAACCUAAACGUGCAAUAUAUACAUAUUUAUAUUUAUUUGUUGGCUGUGAGAGCAUCAAUCAUCAUGGAUGAUGAUAUGUAUAACUUCCACUCCACAUCCAGUUACACAACAUCACCAGAAAACUACCUGAUUUCAGAUAACCUCAUCUUUCACUCAUCUGUCCAUCCGUUUAGCGGAUCCGCUGAUUUCUCAGUAGUAACGGAUUCGGCUUCGAUUGAAACCACUCCGGAUCAGAUCAUUCUUCCGAGACGUCGAAUCAACCGACCACAAAUUGAUGAUCAUGCUUCUGCCGAUGCAAUCAAGGAGAGAAUUGCAUCUCAUCCUUUGUAUUCGACACUGCUCGACGCUUAUAUCGACUGUCAGAAGGUGGGAGCGCCACUUGAAGUAGCGCACUUGUUAGACGAUAUUCGUCACGAAAACGAUAUUCAUAGACGAAACGCUACCGCCUUUAACUGCUUAGGACUCGAUCCUGAUCUCGACGAGUUCAUGGAAACUUUCUGCAAUUUAUUGUUGAAGUAUAAAUCUGAUCUCACUAGGCCUUUUGAUGAAGCCACUGUCUUCCUCAGUAACAUUGAAACGCAGCUCCGCAAUAUCGCCAUAGAUGAAGGUGGCAAUAUUUCAUCAGAAGAAGAAGUUAUAAGUGGAGGAGAGACGGCGGAUAGCACACAGGAACUGAAGGAUAAGUUGUUGCGUAGAUUCGGAGGUCGUCGUAUAAGUUCCCUAAAGCAGGAAUUUACAAAGAAGAAGAAAAAAGGGAAGCUCCCAAAGGAGGCAACAAGAACAUUACUUGCUUGGUGGAAUUCACAUAAUAAAUGGCCUUAUCCUACUGAGGCCGAUAAAAUAGCGUUAGCGGAAACAACAGGAUUAGAUCCGAAGCAAAUCAACAACUGGUUUAUAAAUCAACGGAAGCGACACUGGAACCCGUCAGAAAGCUUGCAGUUAGCCAUCAUGGGUGGUCUUCCUGUUCCUGACCAGUAUAUUAAUAACGACUAAAAUACGCUUAUUUUGCAUGCAUGUAUAUACAUUCUCAACUAAUUAAACACACUGUAUUUAUAUAUAAACUAUAAAUUAUGGAUUCUUUUUCUAAACAUCA